Moneuplotes crassus is the source of this 2731-nucleotide messenger RNA. The record is from the annotation of a GenBank genome assembly. NCBI's taxonomy places the organism in Eukaryota, Ciliophora, Spirotrichea, Euplotida, Euplotidae.
GGGCAUUAUUGAUGAUAACCUACCAAUUAACUAUUAAUUAUAGCUCUUCUUGGAGGUGAACGCUUUAUCGAAUUGAAUUCAACAGAUCUAACCGUUUCAAAAUAUUACUCGAUUGCUUCAGCUUCAUUCAGUACAUUAGCAUUCUCAGAAGUAUAUGCAUCAAACCUAUACUUUACAGCGAGUCUGUCUCCUGGGAAUAUCUGGAGUGCUUGCAAAUGGGCUAGAUUAGCUACCCAAGCUGAUUGCUUCAAUUACGAACAUACAGAAAGAAUCAACUUAGUUCCUCUAAAUAAUGACGAUGUUUUCAUCACUUUAAUGAAGAAAGAUUUCGAUCAACUAUAUUUUAUUAGGGCAAAUUACUCAGAUCCUACUAACCUAAAAUGGUACAAAUAUGUUCAAUGAGGAGGUUCUUGUACUACAGGUCUCAGCAGAUCUAUCCUCAACAAAGAUGGUACCUUUAUCUAUUUGGCAGGAUUCUUUGCUCAAAGAGUUCUAGUCUACGCACUCGAUGCUUCAACAGGAGCUUCCUUUGGAACAGGGCUUAUUGCUACAAGAACUUCAAGUGAGAUUCUGAUGAUUAAAGAAAUCACAGGGUAUGUGAUGCUAAUUGUUAAAGAUACCCAGCUAAAUAAGAUGAUCAUCACUCUCAUUGAGAAAGGCACCUCAAACCUUAGCGUCAACCGUGAGUUUGUCCAAACAGGGAUCAAUAUAUACAGUACCUACAAUACUCUUAUUGAAGGAACAGAGUAUUUGAUUUUUGGUGGAAGUUUCAAUAAUGAGCAUUUCUUGAUAAGAAGCUCUUUAGCUGAUAUGCCAAGACUUAAUUACUUUACCAGUAAGACAUCAAUGUUCUCUGUGAUGACAGUAAGCUUUCUAGUUCAAACCUUCCCAUCAACUCUGACAGCUCUAAACCACGAGACUAGAGCUAUUACUGAAGAGGAUCCUUCCGGAUUAAUUAUUUCCACUGAAGCUCCAACAGUACACGAAAAAGAUUAUUUAUGAAACAUUUGGAAUCAAGAGUUUAAUCAUUCUUACUCUCCGAAUGUAAUAUUUUCAGAAAAAUUAUCAUUUGGGUGUAGACACCCUGAUGACAACGUGGCAUUUGUGCACAAAAUUGAAAGUCUCAACGGCAACACACCUCCUGAAUGGGCUAGUAUUAAUAGCUCAACUGAGAUUUUGACUUUUAAUUCUACCUCAAAAGUUAAAAAUUUAACUUUGUAUCCUUUCCAGAUUAAGACAGAGCACGGUGUAGAAUCUUUUUACAAAAGUAUUUAUAUAACUGUCCAACCUUGAUCAGUAAAUAAUUGCAAAUUUUGAGAAAAGGAUGAUCCGUACAUUUGAACUGAAUGUAUUACAGGCCAUAUUUGGGAAUCUUCAUCUAAAAGAUGUAUAAGAUAUGACUCUGGUCUGAUUAACAAAGUUCCACAGAUUAUAUUAGUAAUCCAUACAGGAAUCUGCUUACUUCUAUUUUUUAUCGGAGCACAGCCGCUUGUUGGAAUCUUCACAAUGCUAAAUCAGUUGCAAAUGAUGAUUCUACUUCCUUUGAUUCCUCAUUAUUUCCCUCCAAAGCCAGCAGAUAUUAUCUUAAACACUGAUUUUUCAUUAUUCUCUUUCUCCUUUAUUUCAAUAUCUCAAAUGCCUUUACUCGGGCAGAUAGAGGAUCAAAUCACUUAUCCCCAAACAGAGGAUUACUUACUACAAAUAGGGCUCAACUCUACAAGCUGUUUGAUAAAUCUCUUGCCAAUUAUCUUUGUGAUGACCAUGACUAUAUUCAUACAUUUACUAGUAUCAAUAGCUUAUUGGUUACUCAGAAAUAAUUAUACUCUAUUCAAAGUCUUUGUAGAAAAGAUUUUCACCAUAUUCAGCUUUAAUCUCUACUUGAGAUGGAUCCUUCUCAGCAUGACUUUUAUAAUAAUGUGAAUAGUCUCAGAAUUCAAAGCUGCAGAUCUGAAUCAAAACAGAGUGUCUUUACUCUUAUGAAGCCUUAUUUGCUUAGGCUUGGUCACCUUUAUUUUCUUCCUGUUCUGUUGGUACUGGAAUAGAUGGAACCAUUCUACUUAUCAAUUCCACAAUCAUUGGAGCGUCAGUGAGCUUUCCUCAGGAAUUAGGGAUACCAAUAAAGCGAGGCUUGGGGUUAUUUUAGCCAUUUUUAUAAAAGUGUGAUCAAUCACUAUCCUAAUUUCAGCUGCCCAGGCGCAUGAAUCUGAUGAUUUUACCGACGAUUCAUACACGAAGAUUAAAUUUUACUCUGAAGCAAGUUUGGUUAUCACAAUACAUUUGAUUUAUACUUAUUAUUGAGUGAUACAGCAUCCUUACGAGAAAAUAGCAAAUAAUUUAAUGGAGAUUCUCACCCAGAUCUGGUUUAUUGUCCUGAUCAUACCUCUGAUGAUCCUCAAGCAAAAGUCUGACUGGACGGAUAAUAAAGAGACCUUGUAUACAUGGGGGCUUCUAGCUGGUCCUAUAACAACAGGCUUGAUAAAUUCUCUAAAUUCUAUCAGCAUUAAAUGAAGAAAGUCAAAUCAAAAGCCUAAGAUAAAAGUAGUCAAUACACCUAUAACAGAUGGGAUCAGGAAUUUAAAACUUGAGGAUCAACACCAAAGUUCCAAGCCUUCUCAGACAGAAGAGAACAAGGAUGAAGAAGAGGGCAAUAAUGCAGAGGAUUCUCAUUCUGUGAUGAAACUCAGGAAAACUCCUUUGUCUUAAUGUUUAAUUCUAAUAUUCAAUCUGGUCA